Messenger RNA from Penicillium soppii, 3789 nucleotides. RefSeq lists its product as uncharacterized. Bases 1 to 3789 code for a protein of 1262 amino acids. The record is from RefSeq and is a predicted model, not a curated record. The transcript is spliced from 4 exons. NCBI's taxonomy places the organism in Eukaryota, Fungi, Ascomycota, Eurotiomycetes, Eurotiales, Aspergillaceae.
AUGGACGCCUACCCCGAAGACUACGUCAACCAUAAUCUGCCUUUGGUCCUACUUUCAGGACUCGAGGCAGAUGCUGAAGGUGAUUCUGAAGCAAGCUCAGAAUAUCCUUUACUGUUAGAGAGAGGAACCCAUAUCUUCUCGGACUUCCCCCCUCUGAGUGGGGGUGUUGCGGAGGAGCUGCGGAGCUUGCUCCUACAAGAAGAUGGCUCCCAGAUGCCAUGGAAAUCAAGAGUCAAUGUGAGCGGGAAUACUGCAACUGCAAAUAUUGCUUAUCGUAUCAAAAGCUCUGGCCGGGACAUCUUCCUAAUGGUCUAUAUGCAGUCGUGCAGACUUCCACCUCGAAAAGCGGACCCUCCUAUCCCCUCACCACCAACUAGCCCAAGUGAUAAAGGAAGCGAGCCAUCAGAUUCUACCACCCGCUUUAUUCUUCAUUCCCCCAUAUCACCUUUAUCACCAGGCUCUCCGACUUUCCCAGAUGGCCUUCUUACACCCUUAUGGGUGACAAAACACCAGAAUCUAGUUCCUGCGGCAGUAAUAAACUUCUUCCCAUUCUCUCUGGACCCGAACAUGAACUCGUUGCGCGACAAUCAGCUCAAGAUUGAGAUAAACAGCCUGAAGAAAGAAUGGCAAUCCUCUGAAUAUAAGACGCGAUUUGUGGUGGUUCUGUUAUCAGAAGAUGGAGAAGAGGGCGGAUACGAGGGCGAAAUCGAUGACCGUAUUGCAGGGAUUCGACGAGCAACGAAUCUCGACCCCAGGUCCAUCUUUGUGAUCCCACCAGACGCGACCUCGUCCGAGUUACAUGACUUUGUCAAAUCACUUUUCUCCCUCCUGCAACCUUCGAUCGUGGAAUAUUAUCGAGAUCUCUCUAAACAUGCUAGGCGCAAAAGGAACAGAAAUAGUAUUCCUCCUCCGACAGCGCCACCGACAACGGGGACAUCUCAGACACUGUCAUCUCAAGGCUGGAAUGUGCGAUACGAAUUUAAACUUGGAAUCUUCGCCGAAUUUCGCCAAGAGAUGGACGCAGCCUGUCGGAACUAUGAGAGUGCGUACGAUACUCUAUUUGGACACGAAGUGUUCGAGAUAAUUGCGGGGUGGAAUCCUCGUUUCAACGAUGCACGCCUUUUGGCUGACGCACUUGCUAUUCGAAUCAUGCGCUGCCUCUUGUGGACAGGUCAGACCACCGCCGCAGCGCGGCUCUGGAACAGCCACAGAACCCGAGUAAAGGACAUCGUCAACCGCAGAGGCAAAGGAAGUAAGCAUUACGGAUGGGAAGCCUGGGAGGCAAGAUGGUCGAUGAUCAUGGCACAACUUAUCCGCCGAGCUGAAAUUCCAUCCAUUUCCAGUGAAAUUUCUCCUGGAGAGCCCGGUGAGCUCUAUACCCUCCCAGAGAAAUCAAUUCCAACCGGUGAACGCGUCAAGCCUUGGGAACAUCUCCAUCACGAGGGCUACUGGCUCCAUCGCUCGGCGAAGCAUACAAUGAUUCGCCGAGCACUUGCGCUUGAAAUUCCCAUCGAAGAUCGCAAGCCACCUGGACAAUCACCGGCAUCGCAACUCGCUAAUAAAUCCUAUCUUUACGAUACGUAUCUGGUUCCCGAUACUCAUGCCGAAGCACCACACGAGGGUCGAACUGGUUUCGAUCAUUCUGCUUUGAUACUGAGCACCUUGAAGGCUGCCCUGGAGGAAUUCUCAAAACGCCAUCAGACCAGAAAAGUUGAAAGCUUGAGCCUUGAGACUGCUGAGGAGUAUAUGCGGGUUAGUGCAUGGGCUGAGGCGCAUAGUCUUCUCAAGCCGCUUUGGGCCACUCUAAGCUGGCGACGGUCAGGCUGGUGGCAUCUUAUGCUCAAUUUUGGUUGGGCUCUUAGAGAAAGUGCUCUAAGGGUGCAAGACAGUGAGACUGUUUUGCGAGUGGAUUGGGAGUUGCUUAACAAGACUUUCAAAGCUAGACCUGGCUGGCAUUAUGACAUCCACAGGAGCUUGGAAGGUCUGCCUGUUGAAAAACCUAAACCUUCUCUCGUCCUGCGUGCGGAGGAUGUCAUGACAAGUCUGACCACAUCGUUGGUAUUUGAGAAAUCCAGCGGCAACGUCGGCGAGCCUCUACACGUUCAACUUGCUAUCUCAUCCUGUGCACACAAAACUUCAGCUCCCAUUAGGCUCUCAGAAAUUAAGCUCGUGUUUGAGGGAUGUCUCCGACCAGUGGUGAUUCAAUCUGAUCAAAACAAGGACGCUGAUACCACCACUCCCUGUUGCAUCUCGACUACUCUACUCCGUGAGCCGAGUAACCCAGCUGAUGGCACAAUCCAAUCUCCGACCGGUGGGCUGGCCACAUUGGUCGGGGUAGCAGACCUGACUUUGGGACCCUCCCAAAACAAGAUCUUCAACCUUACCUGCAUCCCUCGCGAAGCUGGUGAAGCCCGGGUUGCGUCGAUCACAAUUUUGAUUGAGGAAGAACAAUUCGAUCUUGGUUAUGCAAUCACGGAACCCGAUCAGCGGGAGUCUUUUUGGUGGCAAGAAACACAAAAGGGCGUCACUCGCAGAAGGGUGGGUAAAGAUCGUGAUACUGGCCGAUGUAAGGUCAUGCCUAAGCCUCCAAAAAUUCGCCUCAGCGUUCCCAAUUUGAAGGAGACUUAUUAUACCAACGAGAGGGUGGUUCUUCACGUCGGCAUACACAACGAAGAAGAUGAAUCUGCCGAAGUGACGACUGAAAUAAGACUCUUCGGCACAGAGUCCGCCGCUCAAAUCCAGUGGUUGGAUGGCACCGAUACCGAGCCACUCGAGUCGGGUGCCAGCACACCGACCGAAGGGCCGUCCCAUUUCCUGAAACGCUCAGUAGGAGUCAUGGAGCGAUCUUCCGAACAGACCCUCGCGAUUGUCCUUGCCAAUAACGAGGAAGCGACAAAUUUCACACUGGAAGUCUCCACCAUUUACCAUUUAGUGUCUGAUAUUCAAACCCCAAUUAUGAAGAGCAUCACCGUGGAUCUAGCAUUCAUCCGACCAUUUGAAGCAAACUACGAGUUCUUGCCAGCCAUCCACCCCGAGCCGUGGCCCAAUUUCUUCGCAGUCAAUGACGACCUACUCGAUGACAGGUCCACUCCCGUCGCGGGAGGCUUGUUUCAGAAAUGGACUCUCAAUUCCAAAGUUGUUUCCUUUGCAAUGGAGCCAUUGAUAAUCGACAAGAUGUCAUUGAUUCUCCUCGAAGCCAACGGAGGAGCCAUCUGCACCGUCGGCCCAGAAGAGCUCGCCAGCCCGGAAACACUUCAUCUCUCACCGGAAGAGCUCCGAGAAUCGAAUUUCUGUCUCGACGUCCAGAAGACAAUGCUCGGCGACCGCAGACCAACAGCACUAAGUUGUGCAUUGGAAAUAAAGUGGCAUCGCCAAUCCGAAUCUAAUGAGAACACCACAGCCUCCGUCCUCGAUAUCCCACGGUUCGUGGUCCCAAUGGGCGAACCUCGAGUUCUGGCUUCAGCAACACCAUCCAGUGCAAUGGCAGGACUUAUUCAUAUGGAGUAUGUGCUUGAGAACUCCUCCACACACUUCCUUACUUUCAAUUUGGUCAUGGAAGCCAGUGAACAUUUCGCUUUCAGCGGACCAAAGACUACGGUUGUCCAGAUUAUGCCUCUCAGUCGCCACACGGUGAAGUUCAAUCUGUUCGCUGCGAAGCGUGGGCUGUGGAUUCAGCCUCAAUUGGUCGUUAUUGAUACCUACUUCAACAAGACUCUGCGUGUUCUUCCAACGGGUGAUAUGCGUUCUGACAAGAAGGGGGUUUUGGUCUGGGUUGAUGCGGAUGAUUGA